This is a messenger RNA of Rotaria socialis, 891 nucleotides long. The record is from the annotation of a GenBank genome assembly. Lineage: Eukaryota; Metazoa; Rotifera; Eurotatoria; Philodinida; Philodinidae.
AUGAAAAGUGCACGAGAUCGUGACUAUAUACCUGUAAAUACAAAUGUUGAUGAACAAACAACUACACUAUCAUUUAAACCUCAUAUAACUCAACGUUUAACUCUACUUGAACAUCCAAAAACCUCUCUUGAUCAUGAAAUACUUCAUACAUUAAGAGAAUCCUAUGAUGAUCGUUCAUCGCCAACCUCACGGCCAGGAGCAAUGAGUAAUCUUGAUUAUGCUCUUUGGCUUGAAGCUGGUAAACAUUCACAUAAGUCAACAUAUGCGAAAAGUCUUGAUGGAAAACCACCGAUUAAUUACAAUAUAUGGAGAAACUAUCGUCAUUAUUAUGCAGGUGUAAAUAGUAACAGUGCACGUCGUGCCAAUGGCCAAUCGCGAUUAAAUGAAGACGCAGCAUUUAAAUAUCCAAUUAUUAUUCCAGCACCGUCACAACUUGGUGAAAAUCAUUUAAGACAAUAUUUUGAAGCCAAUAAGAAACAACUUUUUCAAAGUCAAUCUCAUUUUCGAAUGGCACUUAUUAAAGCCGAUAAUGAUGAAAGAAUGUUACGUAUGUUAAGUUUGAAAAGUCAGCAACGAAAUCCACCUGUGUCGUCAGAUAUUGCUGAACCAUCUCGUCUAUCAAAUUCUUCCGCUAUACAUAAACAAUCUUCAGCAUCAACCGUUCGCAGUCGUCAUCCACCACCACAAAACUCUCUAAAUGUUUCGCCAGAAUUUCAACCACGAUACAAAUACGGUAGCGGUAAAAAAUUCGUCAUGAGAGAUAAUCAUCCAUCGAUGGAAAAAUUAAAAUUUGAACAAGAACUUAAAAUGGCUAUUAGUUUUCAUCGUGAGCUCAAACGAACAAAGGAAGGCAACGAAAAAAGUCUCUAUGCUCGUCAUCAACCGGUUUAA